GCAGGGUCUGUCUGUAUGAUAUAAAUAUAGACAGCCCAGCCUCCUCCCAUUUCCUCUAACUUCCCAUGAAUAAUUACUGUGAUUAUUACUCCUUAGUAUCAAAAAUGAAGUUCACCCUCCUCCCCACUCUAACCACUACCACCCUCCUCCUCUUCCUCCCAACAGCAUACACCUCCUCCUUAGAAACCCUCCGUUACAAAAACUGGGACCUCCGCCUCUUCUCACCAGGCUGCGACCCCAACACCACCAGCUUCGAGCUAUCACUCUUCCACCGGCAAGGCGUCUCAGGCACAGCAGAUGGGUGCCAGACCCUCGAUUCCAGCGUGAAUGUGUCCGCGGUGGACACCUUCUCGUGGAAGAGUCCCGGCGCGACGACAUACGAUUUAUGUCUGUAUGAUGUAUGUGAAAGUAGUGGGCAUGGCACUGGAAGGGUAGAGGUGAUUCGCGAUGGGUGGGAGGUUUGUGUUAAGUAUUGGGGGUGGAUGGGGUGGAGGGUUGUGGAGCAUUGGGGGGAUUGUUGAUCUCUCUAUUCAGACUUCAGUAGAUGGUUGAUGCGUGAUGGUGAUGUUUGAGAUGAGAUGAGAUGAAUAUGUACUAGAUAUACUAAAUAUGAAUAUGGUAUAUAUAUACAGAGCGGAGAUUGUCACGACUAGUCAAAUUAGAUUAAUU
Molecule: messenger RNA, 669 nt
Organism: Aspergillus piperis CBS 112811
Lineage: Eukaryota; Fungi; Ascomycota; Eurotiomycetes; Eurotiales; Aspergillaceae
Exons: 2
Coding region: 66-521 (151 amino acids)
Source: RefSeq, a predicted model, not a curated record